AUGAGGGUGCUUUAUAACAGGCUUCCAGCCAAGUACUGCUGGUCAGCUCAUUUCUACAUUGUCAAUGGCUAUGUGCCAGGUCACACUGCAGAAGUAAGCAGUUGUGAUGGCAACCGCUGUCAGGACUCUGUGGUCCAAAAAGCCCAAGAUGCAUCCCCAGGCCAAGGAAUUCCCAAUACACCAAGAAAAUCUGAGAAAUUCAAAGAACAAAAGGUUUUUCUGAAGAGCAUCAGACAAAACAGUGAUCUUUACUGGGAAAAAAGUGCUAAAAUCAAGACAGGGUACAAGAGGGAGCAUAUCAACCUGGGCUGUGAUGUGGACUUUGACAUCGCUGGGCCCUCAAUCUGGGGCGCUCUGGUGCUUGGCUAUGAGGGUUGGCUGGCUGGCUACCAGAUGAAUUUUGAGACCUCGAAGUUCCGAGUGACCCAGAGCAACUUUGCAGUUGGCUACAAGACGGACGAAUUCCAGCUUCAUAGUAAUGUGAAUGAUGGGACGGAGUUUGGUGGCUCCAUUUACCAGAAGGUGAACAAGAAGUUGGAGACUGCUGUCAAUCUCGCCUGGACCACAGGAAACAGUAACACUCACUUUGGAAUAGCAGCCAAGUAUCAGGUCGACCCUGAUGCCUGCUUUUCGGUCAAAGUGAACAACUCCAGUCUAAUUGGCUUAGGGUACACUCAGACCCUAAAACCAGGUAUCAAACUGACGCUGUCAGCCCUGCUGGAUGGCAAGAACGUCAAUGUGGGCGGCCACAAGCUUGGUUUAGGACUGGAAUUUCAAGCAUAAAUGAAUAUUGUACAAUCGUUAAUUUUAAACUAUUUUGCAGCAUAGCUACCUUCAGAAUUCAGUGUACCUUUUAAUGUUCUAU
This is a messenger RNA of Rattus norvegicus (Norway rat), 865 nucleotides long. NCBI's taxonomy places the organism in Eukaryota, Metazoa, Chordata, Mammalia, Rodentia, Muridae. The record is from RefSeq and is a predicted model, not a curated record.